UUGUUUGUAAAGUCAAAUGUUACAAACCUGCUGUCAUGUUACUAGACAUCAUAUAUCUGUUCAAAAUUUCUCUCCCACUUCAUGAUCCCCAAUCAUAAGAAUUAAUUCAAAGAUGGGUGCAAGAAUCCCACAACUAAUCUUCAUACUGAUCAUCCAUUUUCGCUUUUUAACCGCACAAAACGAUGAUGCUACAUAUCUUCGAGCUCUCAAGGAUGCAUGGGACAACACACCACCUAACUGGGAUGAUAACUCUGACCCGUGUAGCGGUUGGGAUGGAAUUACUUGCAAAAACUCGCGUGUUGUUUCCAUAACUUUGGCAAGCAUGGGUUUGACCGGGACACUAACUGGAGAUAUCGGGCAGUUAACAGAGUUGCAGAUUCUAGAUCUAUCUUACAACAAAGGUUUGACCGGGUCGCUGACUCCAGCAAUUGGGAAUUUGAAGAAGUUAACAAAUUUGAUCCUGGUUAAUUGUGGUUUCAGUGGUCCACUUCCAGACACCCUUGGAAAUUUAGAAAAUCUCAUCUUCCUGUCUCUAAAUUCCAACGGUUUUACUGGACCAAUUCCGCCUUCCAUUGGUAAUAUGCAAAAUCUUUACUGGUUGGAUCUAGCCGAUAACAUGCUAACUGGAGGUAUACCGGUUUCCAGUGGGAGCACUCCUGGUCUUGAUAUGCUGACUCAUACAAAACACUUCCAUUUUGGAAGGAACAUGCUCUCGGGUUCUAUCCCGCAACGGCUCUUCAACUCCAAUAUGACACUAAUUCAUAUUCUAUUUGAGAACAACCAGCUCACAGGCACCAUUCCUACCUCGCUCGGGCUUGUGAAAUCUCUAGAAGUUUUGCGUCUUGAUAGGAACCUAUUAACCGGGAAUGUCCCUUCAAACAUCAAUAGCCUUACCAAUGUAGUUGAAGUGUUCCUCUCAAACAAUCAACUGACCGGUCUGGUGCCUAAUUUGACUGGUUUGAAUGUCCUCAACUAUCUGGAUCUAAGCAACAACACUUUUGACCCGUCACGCGUUCCAUCUUGGUUUUCAAGUUUACAGUCUUUGACUACACUUAAGAUGUCCAGUACAAGCCUUGUAGGACAGUUGCCUGUUACGCUUUUCAGCAUACCUCAGUUACAGAAUAUUGAUUUAAGUGACAACAGACUUAAUGGCACGUUGGAUAUCGGCUCGAGCCAUAGCAACCAACUACAACAGGUCAAUUUGCAGAAUAAUCAAAUUGGUGAUUUCACUCAAAGAAGCCAAUACAGCAUAGAAUUAAUACUAGUAGGCAAUCCAAUAUGUAUGGAAACGGGUGUUACCGAUAGAUUUUGCUCCCUACCCACAAAUACUAGUUCUUCCUACUUGACACCACCAAACAACUGUGUGCCUACAACUUGUAGUAGUUCAGGUCAAGUUUCAAGUCCGAACUGUAUAUGUGCAUAUCCUUACACUGGCAACCUAUUCUUCCGAGCUCCUUCGUUCUCUGACCUUGGAAAUUCAAGUGUUUACGACUCCCUCCGUAAUGCCAUGAUCAACUCUUUCCGGAAGUCUCAACUCCCGGUUGACUCAGUUUCACUCAGUAAUCCUACCAAAAAUUUGGAUGAUUAUCUUGUGAUCAAUCUACAGGUUUUCCCAUCAGGAGAUGAUAGGUUCAAUAGGACUGGGAUUCUUGGGCUUGGGUUCUCGCUUAGUAACCAAACGUUCAAGCCUCCCGCAGCCUUUGGGCCCUACUUUUUCAUUGGUGAAAACUAUGACUUCUUGCAAGGAGCCUCAGGAGGAAGAAACAAGUCAUCCAACACUGGUGUUAUUGUAGGGGCGGUUGUUGGUGGUUGUGUGCUUGUGGCACUAUUGGUACUUGCAGGAUUGUAUGCUCUUCGUCAAAGACGACGAACCGAAAAGGCCACCCAUGAGAGCAGCCCUUUUGCCUUAUGGGAUACAACUGGUGCAAGUGGUGCAGUGCCGCAGUUGAAAGGAGCAAAAGCUUUCUCUUUUGAAGAGCUUAACAAAUACACAAACAACUUUUCAGAAGUUAACAACAUAGGAACUGGUGGAUAUGGAACGGUAUACAGAGGUAGUUUACCAAAUGGGCAGCUAAUUGCCAUCAAAAGGGCUAAACAGGGAUCAACUCAGGGCGGGCUUGAGUUCAAAACCGAGAUUGAGCUUCUUUCAAGAGUUCAUCACAAGAAUCUAGUUAGUCUUGUAGGUUUCUGUUUCGAUCAAGGUGAACAGAUGUUGGUUUAUGAGUAUAUUGUAAAUGGUACACUCAAAGAUAGUCUUUCAGGGAGAUCUGGAAUCAGGCUGGAUUGGAUAAGACGACUACGUAUAGCACUGGGAGCAGCAAAAGGGUUACAAUACUUGCAUGAUCUUGCUGAUCCUCCAAUCAUACAUAGAGAUGUCAAAACAAACAAUAUCUUAUUAGAUGAACGCUUGGUCGCGAAGGUGGCGGAUUUUGGUCUAUCCAAAUCGAUGGGUGAUGCGAAUAGGACUCAUGUUACCACUCAAGUCAAAGGGACAAUGGGCUACAUGGACCCUGAGUACUACAUGACACAACAACUGACAGAAAAGAGUGAUGUUUAUAGCUUUGGAGUUGUGCUAUUGGAGCUAAUAACAGCAAGAAAUCCAAUCGAGAAAGGGAAGUACAUUGUGAGAGAAGUGAAACAAACCAUGGACACAAGUAAAGAGUUAUACAACUUGCACGAGGUCCUUGACCCGACCAUAGGUUUGACCACUCAACUAAAGGGUUUGGAAAGAUUUGUUGACGUGGCAUUGCGGUGUGUUGAAGAAACUGGAGAUCAAAGGCCGACAAUGAGUGUUGUUGUGAAAGAGAUUGAGAGAAUUAUGGAAAUUGCAGGCCUUAACCCGAAUGCCGAGUCUGCAUCAAAUUCUGCAGAUUAUCCAAGUAAGGGAAGUGAACAUCCUUAUACUAAUGACAGCCUUUUUGCUUAUAGUGGUGAGCAGUUCUCUACAAACUUGGAUCCCAAGUAGAAAUAUUUGCACAGGAGACUAGAUGGAAGACUUCUUGAUUGUCAAAUGUUUCAUCUUUUUUAUCGUUUAUUCGUGUAAAUAAGAAUUACGAAAUACGGAUUUUGAUGUGUGAGGUUUUAUGUAUUUCUUUGAAGUUGUUUAUAUGUUGUAUACACACUCUUUGAAGGUAUUGAUUUUUUUUUCUUAUCGCAAUACAACUAUUAUGUCA
Messenger RNA from Helianthus annuus (common sunflower), 3173 nucleotides. RefSeq names its product probable leucine-rich repeat receptor-like protein kinase At5g49770. Lineage: Eukaryota; Viridiplantae; Streptophyta; Magnoliopsida; Asterales; Asteraceae. The record is from RefSeq and is a predicted model, not a curated record. Bases 113 to 2965 code for a protein of 950 amino acids. Gene Ontology annotation, biological process: protein phosphorylation. The transcript is spliced from 19 exons. Gene Ontology annotation, molecular function: protein kinase activity; ATP binding; protein binding.